This is a messenger RNA of Acanthopagrus latus (yellowfin seabream), 3350 nucleotides long. RefSeq names its product G protein-coupled receptor 45 (gene gpr45). Gene Ontology annotation, molecular function: G protein-coupled receptor activity. The transcript has 4 exons. Gene Ontology annotation, cellular component: membrane. Gene Ontology annotation, biological process: G protein-coupled receptor signaling pathway. The record is from RefSeq and is a predicted model, not a curated record. Lineage: Eukaryota; Metazoa; Chordata; Actinopteri; Spariformes; Sparidae. The coding region runs from base 460 to 1611 and encodes 383 amino acids.
CAUCCCUCCUGCAGGCGGCACGAUGGCGAUCGAUACGGCAGCGAAAUGUUCCAAGUGGGGUGUUUUUCGCGAAAAUCUCGACAUGGACGGGAGGAGAAAGGCGAUCUGCGGGGGAGACUGACUCGGCGGGAAACGGGCACGGACGCUGAUACCCGGUGUAACAUCAAGCUCUUCGGUGCCAGUCCACCUGGGAGGACCACGUCUGAGACCUGAACACCAGAAUGACCUCAACACAUUGUUAACGCUUGCACUGUCCCACCACCUGGAGCAGGAGGUUGCAUCAGAGUCAGAGGCGUCAGCCGAGAUUCAGCUUCUGCUUAGUCGACUGAAGACAGCAGCGACUGUUCCACGGAUAAUGCCAUGGAGGAACAACUCCUGGCAGACGUCCUAACACGCACACCACCACAACAAUCAACCCUGUAGCUUCUUAUGGGCUGAUAACCCCUGAUAUUAGCUGCCAUGGCUUUCUGUAAUGAAAGCCGGCUGGAAGACUGUGACUUCAUGGAACCAGACAGAGCAGAGGAAACGUUCCCGUCAGAAGCUGCGACUCCCGUCAUAUCAGUCACUCUGCGCGUGACCCUGGCGGCCAUAAUGAUCUUCAUGAUCACAAUAGGUUUCCUCGGCAAUGCCAUAGUGUGUCUGAUUGUUUACCAGAAACCUGCCAUGCGCUCUGCUAUCAAUCUUCUCCUCGCCACGUUGGCCUUUUCGGACAUCAUGCUCUCCCUGCUCUGCAUGCCCUUCACUGCCGUCACUGUGGCCACAGCUGACUGGAGCUUCGGGAGCGGCUUCUGCCGAGCAUCCAUCAUGCUGUACUGGUUGUUCGUCCUGGAGGGGGUGUCCAUACUCCUUAUUAUCAGCGUGGACCGGUUCCUCAUCAUUGUGCAGCGGCAGGACAAGUUGACCCCGCACAGAGCUAAACUGUUGAUUGCAGGCUCAUGGGUGCUGAGCCUGUGUGUGUCUCUGCCGUCUGUGGUCGGGUGGAGGACUGGUGCGGCAGGUAUGGGAGGCGCCUGGGCGCCGCAGUGUGUGCUGGGGUACAGUGACUCUCUGGCAGACCGUGGGUACACCGUGCUGUUGGCAGUAGCAGUAUUCUUUGUGCCCUUUGCUGUCAUGCUGUACUCUUAUAUGUGCAUCCUCAACACAGUGCGCCGCAACACCCUGCGCAUCCACAACCACACCAGUGAGCAUUCCUGCCUGCCGGCCCUCAACCAAGUCAGCAAAAUGAGACUCACCGGGCUGCAGCGGCCCCCUCAGAUCAAGGUGGACAUGAGCUUCAAGACCAGAGCCUUCACCACCAUCCUCAUCCUCUUUGUCGGCUUCUCCGUGUGCUGGCUGCCGCACACGGUGGUCAGCCUGCUGGCCGUGUUCAGCCGGCAGUUCUACUACAGCUCCGUCUUCUACCCAAUCAGCAUAGGUGCCCUGUGGCUCAGCUACCUGAAGACGGUGUUCAACCCCGUCAUCUACUGCUGGAGGAUCAGGAAGUUCAGGGAGGCCUGUCAGGAGUUCAUCCCCAAGAGCUGCAGGCUGUGUCCCAGAGUGCCGGGCAGGAGCCGCAGGAGAGUGAGGCCCAGCAACAUCUACGUGUGCAGCGAAACUCAGUCAGCUGUGUGAAGGCGAGGAGGAGCAGCUUCUCAACGCACAAACGUGCUAGAGUUUUUAACUUGACCCUUUUCUCGUUUUAAGCAAUCAGAGGCUGCCGAGGCUGAGAAUCUACAGGGUGUUGACAAAAUAAUCGCCACAAGAAUGCACUUUUGAUAUAAACUUUUAUGCCAACAUGCCAGAGAAGUCCUUAAAGUGCUCAGAGAAAUGGGGAUAUGCUGAGGAAGGGCGUGUCAUACAAUCAAAAGCUCCAGAGUAGCUACUGAAUGAAUCUCGUGGUGAGAUUAUUUUGUUUGCUUACUCCUAGAUUAAAGAUUAAAUUUUACAGUCUCAAGAUAUGUUGAUUAAUUUAAAGGUCCAUUGUGUAGGAUUUAGGGCCAGACAUGCGUGUCAUAAAUCGGAAUGAACCUUUGAGGUGGAGCGGGGCCUUCCCCAUUGACCCGUGGCCAGAGACCAUAUCGGCAAGUCUUUUACAACACCAACUUGAGGUUAUCUUAUUGUUCAACAAAUGCAAGUUUAAAGGAAUAGUUUGGGUCUAUUGAUGUGAGGUUGUAUGACUUAAUUAUCCCUAGUCUGUGUAUUACCUGCAGCGGAUGACUGUCAGCUCUCCCCCUGUGUGAAGACAUAUGUUAGCCACCUUAAAGAAAGCCCACCUAAAAGAAAAUGUAUAUAUGUUUAAGUGCAGUUGUAUUUUUAACAUAUAUGGCACUUUACAUUGCAGACAGCCCUUUCCUUUGGCACUACCUUCCCUCAACCAUGCAUUGCUGUAUUCCUACACACAAGCAGGAAACACGCUGACUAGGAAUAAGUACCUUAUACAAACCAAUACAACAUACACAUCAAAAGACCCGAACUGUCCCUUUGAUGUCAAAUGUUUAAAUAACCUCACUUUUCAUGAUAAUCCCAUGGAUUAGCGUGAUAUCAUCCUCUUCUGUGAUUAUUAGAGGUCUGUCCAACAUCGACAAAGCAGUUGACUGGACACCUCAAGCUGCAAAGAAGGUCAAUUAUGACUCUUGGUGUGAAGACUUUUUCAUCAGUGGAGGUUUUAUAGGUGAGCAAUUCUCACUUGGAUGAAUAGACCCAAUCUUUAUCUAGUUGUCUUUAUAAAUCACUAUCCAAGUUGCAGUGCCAAGUUUCUUCAGAAGCCCAGAUUGGACAAACCAAACACUGACUCUCGAGAGGACUUUUCACUUUUUUAGCAGCCCCCCUAGGGGAUGGUGAGAUGAGGAGCCUUCACGUUGUUGUUACCUGCAACAUCCUCGCCAGAAGCCACUAAAUCCCACACACUGGGCCUUUUACUUCAUGGCCAUUACGAUUUACAAGACUUACUGCUAUUCAAACAAUCCCGUGCCGUCCAUUGUUGCUCCACAUCUCUGUUUCAUCAUUUGUUCCUGAUGUGUUUUUUCAGCAUCAUUCUGUUUAGUGCAGACUGUGGACUUUCUUUAAGGUGUAGUGGUGAUAAUAACUCUACUGUCAGUUAUGUGAGGAGUUUCACAAAAAAACAAAACAAAACAAAAAACAUUCAUGAUGUCAGUGUUCAGUGGUGUUCUCAGAGGAGAGUCUGUGAGCUUUUUAACGUACAAUCUGACUUUAACGAACUGUUGUUGCUGAAACACGAUCUCAUGUGAGAUGAAGCUGUUUUUUGAAACUGUGAGUGUGUUUACAAAGAAGCGUCUGCUAUUGAGCUGUGAAUGUUGGAUGUACUGUUGUGUCAUGAAUGACCAGGUUAAUAAACACUGUUUAUAAAAGAG